AUGGGUGCCUCUCAGUCGUCGCACAAGCCAGGUGUGGCUGGAGGCACCGCCACCGAUGCGAAUGGCGAUCCUGCCUUUGUCGACUACUACGAGCUUCUCCACAUAGAACAGACGGCCACAUCUGACGAGAUUCGCAAAGCGUACCGCAAACUUGCCCUCAAGCACCAUCCAGACAAGAAUCCGGACAAUGUUGAGCAAGCAAACAAGAUCUUUCACAAGCUGCAAGAGGCGUACGAGAUACUCUCUGAUGACACAGAGCGCGCAUGGUAUGACCAGAACCGAGAGCGCUUGCUCAAUGGCGAGGGGCCGGAUCUCGACGAUGACGAUGUCUUCGAAGCGUUCCGAUCGGGUGCAGCCGAAGCUCCUCAACCGACGAGCUCUGCGCGUGGACUGACAGCCAAGGCACUGCUGCGCUUCUUUGAUCCAAGCCUAGCAAAGGACUUGACCGAAGGCGACAAUGGCUUCUACGCAACCUACCGCCGCCUCUUUGAACGUCUUGCACAAGAGGAGCGGAUAGCAGCGCCAUAUCCGGGAGAGGAAAAAGACAGCACGCUUCCGUCUGCUGAUGCAUAUCCAUCAUUCGGCUACAGUCACACUCCCUACUCGAAUGCAAAGGGCCAGCAAGCUGCAAUUCACCAGACGCCGGUCAAGGACUUUUACAACGUCUUUAUGAACUUUCAGUCGCGCAAGAGCUUUGGAUGGUUCGACAAGUACGAUGUUCGUGACGCACCAGAUCGAAGAGUGAAACGACUCAUGGAGAAAGAGAACAAGCGUGCAAGAGACGCUGCAAGGCGCGAGUACAACGACGCCGUUCGAUCCCUGGCUGCUUUCAUUCGCAAGCGAGAUCCACGAUACAAGAAGUUCCAGGCAGAACUCAACUCCACCGGUCCCGGAUCGACCGCCGAUCUAGCAAGAAGAAAAGCCGAGGCAGAGAAGAUCAGACUGGAGCGAGAGGCACGUGCCCAAUCCUACCAGGCGCAGAGUUGGCAACAGCCCGACUACCACUUUUCCGACGAGGACGACGAGGAAGAAGAGGACGUCAACGAUGAUGACGCUGACAGCGAUUUUGAAAGCGUUCAGAAAGACGGCAGCAGAUCGCUGGCAGGUCAAGAUGGAGCAUUAGACUCACUUGACCACUCCUACGCUGCUUGGGACUGCGUUGCAUGCGACAGGGUUUUCCAAUCCGAGGCUGCUUUUCGCAAUCACGAGCGGAGCGCCAAGCAUAACAAAGCGGUCCAGAAGCUUCAACGUGAAAUGCAAGACGAAGAAGACGAGCUCGGUCUCGGACUUGAUGCAGACGAUAUUGCAAUUGACGCGUCUCUAGCAGACAUGCACCUUGAUGGGAGCAUGGCACAGACCAAGGCAGAUACCAACGUCUCGGCCGGCUUCUCGAUACCCGCCUUUGCUUCAGAGGGAGCAGCAGGCAAGAGCAAGAAGCAGAAGAAGCAGGCCAAGAAGCGUAGACAGAUGGAAGAGGUUGCCGGGCGCACGCUCGACGAAGAUGGUUUUGUGGUGCAAGAUCUGAACAGAAAGCAGGCCAAGCCUCGAGCAAGUGAGGAGGCUUCUCCUGCUAAUGAGCCGUCAAACGAUACCGGGGCGAACAAAGACACUUUGGUCAUACAUGUUGUCGAUGAUGAUGACCAACUCGACGGCGACGCUGAAACAAACGUAUGCGACCAGGUAGGCGCAGGCGAUGAAGAAAGCGUGCCGCCAAAGCCAUCCGCGUCACAAAAGCAUGACGCAGCAAAGUCAAAGACUGGUCCUGACCAAUUGCAAGCAACAGACAAGGGAGCUCUCUCAGGAACCAAAGAUGAUCCUUGGGCCGGUCUCGAAGAUCCCUACAUCCCAAAAUCUGCUUUCUCGGUCAGCCUCCCUCCACCGCUGCCCCCGCUGACUAGGCCUGCUGGCUCUUUUGACAUCUUUGGCUACGGCAGUCUCAUCUUCAAACCGCCCCCUUACGUCAUUGGCGCGACGCCAUGCUACAUCAAAGGCUUUGUUCGGCGGUUCGCACAGCACUCGGUCGACCAUCGAGGCACUCACGAGCGUCCAGGGCGGGUUGUGACACUUGUCAAAGCCUCGGAUUGGCAUCCGCUGCGCAGAGCGGCUAAGGUGGACGAACCAAAGUCACCCGAGGGAGACAUCGUUUGGGGUGUCUCGUUUACGAUUGACCCAGAGCAUGCCCAGGUGGUGAAGCAAUACCUCGACUAUAGAGAAAAGAAUGGAUACAGUGCCAUGUACGUGCCGCUCUACACAAAAUCAAAAGAGCAAGACGGCGCACAGGAAGAGACAGUGCUCAAAAACGCGCUCGUCUAUGUCGGCUUGCCGUCGAAUCCUGCGUUUGUGGGGCCACAGUCACUGGAUGCUCUUGCGCAACGCAUCUACACGUGUGCUGGACCGUCGGGACCGAAUGCAGAGUACUUGCUGAAGCUUGCCAAUGCGGUGCGAGAGCUUGCGCCGCAGUCGGUUGACCAGCAUCUCUUUAGCCUGGAAAAGCGACUGCUUCUGCUUCAGGAGCAGAAAGUGGAUCCAGCCAUGCUCAUUGCUCAGGAAGCCAAGCAGCCGUCUUGCAAAAAGGUGACGACAGAUAGCAUUGAAGAUGAAGAGGACCAACAAGACGCCAGGGGCUGGAAGGGCAAGAAAGGCAGCAAAGGUAAGCUAAGCGGCAAAAGCAAAGAGUGGUGCAACGUGUGCAAAGCAGGGUUCGAGAGUAGAAGCAAGCUCUUCAACCACAUUCGAGAGACGGGUCAUGCCUUGGCAAGCGAGCAGAACGGAUCGGUUAAGAAAGCAAGACGCAAGUAG
Molecule: messenger RNA, 2799 nt
Organism: Mycosarcoma maydis (corn smut)
Lineage: Eukaryota; Fungi; Basidiomycota; Ustilaginomycetes; Ustilaginales
Exons: 1
Coding region: 1-2799 (932 amino acids)
Biological process (GO): glutathione catabolic process
Cellular component (GO): cytoplasm
Molecular function (GO): nucleic acid binding; zinc ion binding; glutathione specific gamma-glutamylcyclotransferase activity
Source: RefSeq, a predicted model, not a curated record